CCGCCUUUGAAAGAAGGCCUGCUAUCGACUGCUUGCGCAUGCGCCAAAUUAUUGGAUUUUUUCCCGUAAAUAUUUCUCUAAUACUAUAAUAUUGGAUUUUCCCCCCGUAAAUAUUCCUAUAAUACUGGAUACAUCAAAAGUCAUACACAGAGCUAUAUAGCUAGCUAGCUAGAAACAGAGCUGUGUAGGUUUGUUGUACUGCUAUUUUCUUUUGAUAGAAUCAGUAGCAGUAGUAUAGUAGACUUUCACCAAAGUUAGUGUUAAAUGGGCGUGGCCUGUCCAUAUAGGCUCUUAUCAGCCGUCACUCCUUUCAGACGAUCGUACUUCCUUUCGUUGUGAUGUCAUAGUUUUACUGAGCAUAAACGAUGUUAUCCAAAGCCCCCAGAUACCGGGGGAUAUUAGCGCAUGCGCAAGCAGUCGAUUCCAGGCCCAACUUCCCUAGCGGGAAGUGCGGCCUGGGAUCGAGGCUAUAGCCAUGCCGACUAUAGUCGGCUAAAGCGGGGAAAGGGUUAACUCAUGUAGAUCUACAUUAUUUUGUAGAUCUCGAUUACAAAAGCUGUUUUUCAGUGGUGCCAAAACCAUCUACCGAGUUCUCAAAUUUGCAGCCAAACACAAAGCUCCUAUCAAUCGAAACUUAACUUUGCUACAGCUCAGAGAAACUCACUGAAUAGUGACUAGCUUAAGUGGCAGGAAAAACAAAGAGUCAUGAGUAGAUCUAUUAACCCUCUCGGCUUGUCACCCAUGAAACAGCCCAAGACGCCUAUGCCUAAGGAGUUGGAGAAUGAAAGUGAACUUAGAUCUACUGCUGAGGAAGAUUCGGAAAGAGUCGAGGAAGAAGUAGUGGAGGAAUCAGGGGAAGGCAGUGAUGAUGAGCUAGCAGAGCAUUCAGCCACAGAGAAGACAGCUGGGACAGCCUCACCAAUUCCACCAAAAAAGAAGGCUUCUACGAUAACUGGGACAGCCUCACCAAAAAAGAAAUUCAAAUGGUGGAAGGUGGCUGCCAUUGGGGCUACCAUUGCAGCUGGCUCUGUGGUGGGUGGAGCUACUUUUGUUGUUGCUGCACCACUUGUAGUGGCUGGUCUUGGCUUCACAGCUGGUGGGAUAGCAGCUGGAUCAGCAGCAGCGUCCAUGAUGUCAGUCUUGGCUCCCACUGUGGCUGGAGGAAUUGUGGCUACACUACAGUCUGUUGGAGCUAUUGGGUUCAGUGCUGCAGGCGUUGCGGCCCUGGCUGGUGCUGGAGGCACUGUUGGAGCAGCUGCAGCAACUGCGGGUACAGUAGCAUUGGCCAGUAAGAAGGUGAACAAGAGCAAGACUGCUAAAGAUUAAACUGUUGAAGAUGACACUUAAAAUGUGUAAUUGUGAUCUAUAGAUCUCUGACAUGUGAUCAUUAUUUACUACAGCAUGCAUGGUGUCAUGACAUUCCUUAAUACUACCUAUACUAUAGAUCUACAUAAUAGUUAGACACUGUUUAGGAAGUUUC
Messenger RNA from Halichondria panicea, 1480 nucleotides. Its product is annotated as interferon alpha-inducible protein 27-like protein 2. The transcript has 4 exons. Gene Ontology annotation, cellular component: membrane. The record is from RefSeq and is a predicted model, not a curated record. Lineage: Eukaryota; Metazoa; Porifera; Demospongiae; Suberitida; Halichondriidae. The coding region runs from base 706 to 1326 and encodes 206 amino acids.